AUGAGUACUUUUUUCGUUGUAUCCGAUGAUAUCUUAGGUAAUAUUAUAUCAAGAUUGCCGGCUAAAUCGUUUGCAGCUGCCGCUUGUGUUAACCAUGUUUGGAAUAGGGUUUCCGAUCUUAUUCUUUCGCGGCCGCGUCUUGCUUCCGGUCUUUCUGUUGCCGAAUCUCCUGAAAUCGCCGUGGAUGAAGCCCUUGAAAUGGCCUUAUCUAAACCAAUUCGGCCACAUUUUGCAAUUGCCUUUGUCGGUUUACAAUUUCCCAUCGAAGAGAUGCAUAACCGGAUUACAAGCAAAAUCGGUGCAAACACCCUUCUAAUUACGAGUGCUGCUCUUGGAAUCAUCGGUGUAGAUUCGACUACUAAUGAACUUGAAGAGGUGAAUUGGGAAUAUGAAGGUGAUGCACCGAAUACAGGUGAUGACAUGUACCGAGGAAUCACAUUGGUUAUUGGGUUUGUUCCGGGUUUGAAACUCAAUGUCUUUCCUAUGCUACGUACCAAAUCGGAACCACAAGUGACAAUGGUCGACAAAUUUAUUUCGGACGUAAGAGAUUUUACGGCUUCGGUCUCCGGAGAUGCAAACCGGGAUCCGAUUGGUAUAACGCUAUUUGGGGAUCAUUGUAGGAAUGUCAAACCUAUCCUCGCCGAAAUUGAUACAAAAAUAUCAAGAGAAACCAUUAUGAUCGGUGAUGUGCACAAUUUUUUCGUUUGUACCAAUGCUGCAAUAUUAAAUGUCGAUACCAAUCUAUACACUCUAGACGCGGUGGCACUUGUUUUCGCGAGAGAUAACCAAAACAAUGAAGUCGAAAUCAAAUUUCACGUGGGAAUUUCAAGUGGGAUAAUCCCAAUUGGUCCAAAAUUAGAGAUACUCGACGUUUUAGAGUACGAGGACAAAUCUUCAUGGCUAAUCGCUAGAACACAAGACGAACAACUCCCUCUUGAUGCUUCUAAUCUCCUUACAUCUCUUCAUGCAUUGAUUGAAGAUAAUUGUUAUUUUCUAUAUGUCGGUGUUAUAAAAGAAAUCGUACCGCAAGAGGGAGGACCGUCCAUAAAAUAUACAUCGUUUCAUGAAGUUGUCGGGACACGACAAAACAUGUUUAUAGUGGCGGGAACGGGUAUAAAUCCAGGCGAUGCUUGUAUGUUUUAUCACUCGGAUAUGGAAACUGCAAAGGGUUCGAGCACCAAUGUUUACAACCGGUUUAAUUCUCUGGCCGAACCGCCGCCUCGUCAAGUAUUGGGCCAGUUAAUCUCAGCUAACCAAGCCAACAGAGAGAAAGUGUUUGGAGGGAUCUUGUUUGGUAGCUCGAACCGUGGAGAGAAGUAUUUUGGAAAUUCCAUGACGGAUUGCAUGCCGUUUUUAAAGAACUUUCCUCAAGUACCAUUUGGAGGAACGUUUUGCUUUGAACCUAUUGGACGUUCUCCCGUUUUGGAAGACGAGGAAUGGCCGAGCCAAGAGAAUAGGUUUAAUAUGCAAGCCUUUAACACCGUGCAUCUACUCAUGUCUUAUAAGACAUCAUGAAUGUUUCAUCUUCUUAUAUAAGUUGUAUGGUUUGCUUAAAUAAUUUACUUUUGCUAAAAAUAUUUUUAGCUUAAGUAUCAUGAAUAUUUCGUCUUAUGUAGUUGUAUGGUUUGCUAAAAUAAUUUGCUUUUGCUAAAGAUAUUUUAGCUUAAGUAGAACUUUAUAUGUAUGGUAU
Molecule: messenger RNA, 1690 nt
Organism: Eutrema salsugineum
Lineage: Eukaryota; Viridiplantae; Streptophyta; Magnoliopsida; Brassicales; Brassicaceae
Product: F-box/LRR-repeat protein At5g63520
Exons: 10
Coding region: 1-1515 (504 amino acids)
Biological process (GO): protein polyubiquitination; positive regulation of proteasomal ubiquitin-dependent protein catabolic process
Molecular function (GO): protein binding
Source: RefSeq, a predicted model, not a curated record